CCUUUCCUUUUCAGAUUGGCAGCCAAACAAUAUGUAUUGGCUAAGCGUCCGAGUCCGACGUCGGAGAAGUACACAUUGCGGUGUCUUACUUUUGUUUUUGCCGAUGUAUUGUGAGUACAGUUGUUUAUAGUAAUUGCGUCGUCUAAUUUAUGUUAUUUAUUUUGAUAUGGCUACAUCUGCUAAUGGUCAGAUAGUGGAUGAUUUUGAAAAUUCAUUUCAGGCAUGCUUGGCUGCUUUGACAAAUCCAGAUCAUUUCAAUGUAAGAGAUUCAGAAGAAAUUAAAACUGGCGUGGAACAAACUAUACAAAGAUUUCUUGAUGUUGCCAAACAAAUGGAAUGUUUUUUCCUCCAAAAAAGACUGCUCCUUUCAGUGCAGAAACCAGAGCAUAUAAUACUCGAGAGCACAAAUGAACUUAAAAGUGAGCAGAGGAGGAAACAAGAUUUAAUUGAAAAAUAUAAUGAAAAAAUCCAGACAUGGCAAAAUCUUUUGCAAGAUGUACCUGGUACACCACGACCACCUCCGACUGCUGUGCAGCCCCAACCACCUCAAAAUAUCCCAGCACUGCAAGGACCUCCUCCUCAAAUACCAUCUCAAGUUGUACAGCAAGGUGGCCAAAGUCAUCCUCAUCACAUGAUGCAGUCACACUGUGGACCACCAAUGACAUCAUCACCAGCACCAAUGCAAGGUAAUAUGGUUUUGCAGUCAGCACAGAUGCAUCCUCAGCAGCACAUGGGAACUGCUCAACCAGGUGGACUGCAAGGUCCAUUGGCAUACCUUGAAAGGACUAUGUCAAAUAUUGGUAUGCCUGAUGGAGGAGGAAGAUAACAUCUUAGUUGAAAAUAUUUAUUCCCAAAGAAUGCUAUUGACAUGGAUUACUAAUUCCUUUCAUUUUGACAUUAUUGUAAAUGUAAUUCUUUUCUUAUUAUUCUGUAUAUAAAUUUUCAUGCAAAAUAAAAAAAAAAAAAAUGUCCCUUCCUUUGCAAAAA
This is a messenger RNA of Stegodyphus dumicola, 987 nucleotides long. RefSeq names its product mediator complex subunit 28 (gene MED28). Gene Ontology annotation, cellular component: mediator complex. Lineage: Eukaryota; Metazoa; Arthropoda; Arachnida; Araneae; Eresidae. The record is from RefSeq and is a predicted model, not a curated record.